Molecule: messenger RNA, 1133 nt
Organism: Scatophagus argus
Lineage: Eukaryota; Metazoa; Chordata; Actinopteri; Scatophagidae
Gene: selenok
Product: selenoprotein K
Exons: 5
Biological process (GO): calcium ion transport; endoplasmic reticulum calcium ion homeostasis
Cellular component (GO): endoplasmic reticulum membrane; Golgi apparatus
Source: RefSeq, a predicted model, not a curated record
ACUGCUCAUUUUGGCACGGCUGCACAUGCGCGUCCGAGAAUGACGCAACAAAAAGUGACCCGGAAAUGCACCGCCAAUAGUAAACACAGCUGUGAAAGCUGCCGCUUUCGAAAAGAUGGUGUACGUGUCCAACGGUCAGGUUCUGGACAGCAGGAGCCAGUCACCGUGGCGGCUGUCCUUACUCGUCGAUCUCUUCUGGGAAGCAGUGGAGUUGUUUGGCCUGUAUUUUAGGACGUUGAUUAACCCACACGCAACAAAGAAUGGAAACUAUGGCUCGUCAAGCUCCAGUGAUGGCAGAGGUCCUCCAGGUCCUCCUGGUGGCAGAAGACGGAUGGGAAGAAUAUCCCACAAUCGUGGGCCCAGCGCUCCACCAAUGGGUGGAGGAUGAGGAAGGUAAACGCCUACACUAGGUGUGUAGGCGUGGGGCCUGGCACUUUGUUCGUUUGCUGAGGACCUGGAUGUCUGAUGGUGACGUCAUGGUGCUGAACCCCCUUUUCAUCGGCUGCCACUGCCACAAGCAGUUUCUUGACGCCUUUCUGGGAAUUCCUACACAUAGGGGCCAGACCGGCUGAUUCAGCGGCUAUCCACGUAAUUUCCUCCCCUUUUCCUGCCUCUGCACUCAGACUUUCCUGUCACACCAACCUCCUUGAGAAGUGCAUCACUGAUAACUCGAUUAUACUCAUCCCUCCAGGGAAUCAUAAAGUUAUUUCGUCUUUGUUUUGUAUCCUUAUGUUUAAAUAAAAACACCUGUUAAAAUAUGUUCCUUGUGAGUUUGUGUCGUUCCAUUUCUGUCACACAUGGUAACGACACGAUUCAUCUGAACAUAGAGAUGGGUAAUAAUGACAAACAUAAGAUGGCAUGCUAUUUUUUCAUCUGCACUCAAAUAUCGAUACUGUGAGAAGAAAUAAAUAGAUUUGUAAGAAGUUGGUGAUUUUUUGUUUGAGUUAUAAUGUGCAUGAUAGCAAAGAAGGUGGAGGAAUUUGUCCCCCCCAACUCUGCAGCAGCUGCAACAGUUGCAUAACGUGUACAACUUACAUGCAUUGACUUAAUCAGUUUGUGACAAGAGAUUUGGGCUGUACAACCAGCAACCUUGUGGAUUUUUUUUCGUUUCAAUAAAAUGUAACUAUUGUGUA